Naegleria lovaniensis is the source of this 1989-nucleotide messenger RNA. RefSeq lists its product as uncharacterized. The record is from RefSeq and is a predicted model, not a curated record. Gene Ontology annotation, molecular function: histone demethylase activity. Gene Ontology annotation, biological process: chromatin remodeling. Bases 1 to 1989 code for a protein of 662 amino acids. Lineage: Eukaryota; Heterolobosea; Eutetramitea; Acrasida; Naegleriidae. Gene Ontology annotation, cellular component: nucleus. The transcript has a single exon.
AUGGUUUCCCAAUCACCAAGUACAACCUAUACUACGGUUGCUACCACUCCUGUUACCUCUUCUUCAAAAUACAAUCAUCAAACUACCGAGCCUUCCGCAUCAUCUUCGUCGGUAAAUUACCAACAACCACAUGGCCAGUGGAACCCUGCAGAUAUGAGUGAUAUACCAUUUGCUGCAACUUUAUAUCCAACCGAAGAGGAAUUUGUGAAGCCUAUUGAAUAUGUUGAAUCCAUCAGACACAUUGGAGAAAAGUACGGAAUUGUCAAGAUUGUACCUCCAGAGAAAUACAAGCUAGAGCCAGCAGAAGACUUUGCUGAUCUAGAAGUGAGUGCAAGUGCAUUUAAAUUCAUAUGCAAACUCCAAAAUAUUAAUCAGCUUCAAUUUAGAAAUAUUGAACAAAAACGAAAAUUUGAAAUGAUGAUCAGAAAUGGAGAGUUUCCUUCAAAUAAUAAUAAUGACAACACCACAGAGUCUUCAUCAUCGCACGAUACAUCUGAUGAAACAACUCAAAGCUUGAAACGAAAAUUAGAAGAACUCUUUCCAAACUCUGAAACUCUUGAAAAGAGACUGAAGAACAGUCCCACGUCACACAUAAAGACUGAGCCAACAACAUCAGCCUCUUCAAGCAAUGAUUCGGAAAGCAAUUCUGGUGCUAGGGAUGAUAUGUUUGGAUUUGAAAGAACAAAGAAACCAAUUUCAUUGAAAAAGUAUAAGGAAAUGGCAGAUAAAUUCUACAGAGAUUAUUUCACGGAACGAAUUGAGCAGGGUACAAGUGUCGCCUUACCACAGAAAGAAAAAAAGAAGCUUGCUAAAAAUGGAGGUCUCAAAAAAGUGGAAGGAGUAAAUUAUUUGGAAGACAUUAACAACAUUACAGCGGAUGACAUUGAACGUGAAUAUUGGAGAAUUGUUCAUCACCCAGAAGAGCAAGUUCAAGUACAGUACGGAAAUGAUUUACCAGUGUCCGAGCACAAGUCAUUCUUUCCAUCAAGCUGGAAGUGUGGCUGGGAUGCUAACUUACUUCCCAAGCUUCCUGAUUCGUUACUUUCAUUCCUCAACAUUGACAUUCCAGGAGUGAACAUUCCAAUGCUGUAUAUCGGCAUGCUGUUCAGCUCAUUCUGCUGGCACGUUGAAGACCACUUUAUGUUUGCCUUAAAUUUCAUUCAUCACGGAGCUGGAAAGCAAUGGUAUGGAAUCCCUGCGUGUGGAGCUGACAAAUUCGAGCAAGUUUUCCGUAAAUUGUUUCCUCACUUGAUUGAUGGACAACCAGCCAUUUUACACAUGCUUGUGACCCAGAUCUCUCCAGCUAUUCUCGCAAGAGAGGGCGUACCUGUCUACAAAUUGCACCACGAACCAGGUACCAUAGUGGUGACUUUCCCAAGAGCUUAUCAUGCUGGGUUCAAUCAAGGAUUCAACAUUGCAGAAUCAGUGAAUUUUACAUCGUGUUCAUGGCUUCAAUACAAUAGAUUAGCUAUGAGCAAGUAUUACGAGUGCAAAAGACCAACUACAUUUCCAUCAGAGCAAUUAAUCAUUUCGGCAGCUACUUCCAUACUUUCAGGAAAGAGACAAAAAGGUUCAUCUAAAUUCUUCGAUGCAACAUGUAGAUUCAUGAAAGAGGAGCUAGAGAACAUUUCUAACAGUGAGAACGAGUUGAGAAGCGAGCUACUUCAACUGAUUUCUGAAAAAGCAGCACGUCAAAUGCCAUGCAUUUCGAACAGAAACAUUGAAAAACUGAGGACAUGCUCCCAGAAAGAUAAUAAUAUUCGGUGUUGUGAAUGCAACUCGGACUGCUAUAUUAGUGCAGUAACAAUGAAGGAAAAGAAGAAGGAGAAUCAUUAUUGUUUACGUUGUGCGAUCAAACGAGCCAAGGAAGAUAAGACCUUUGCCACCAAGUGCCACAUCAUUGAGAGGUUGAGCGUCGAAGGUUUAGGCCAGCUUCACGAAAAAUUUGAAAAAUUACUGCAGUCACUCUCUGUAUCGAGUGAAAACUAA